AUGUCUGAGGUUAUUUAUGACAAUGUGAUCAGGACUGACAUUCUGGAAUUGGACAGAGGAGAGAGAAUGGAGAUAAUGGUAAAUAUCUAUGACAGUGCAGAUUUAGUUAGAAAUCGUGAGCUCUGGACAAACUCAGAAGACAACAGUACAGAGAGACAACAACCACAGCCGCAUGCAGGAAGUGUCUCAUUGAACAGAAAGCAGAAAGAAGUGUGUUUGUGGCUUCUGUGUGUUCUUCUUCUGGCUGCUGUAAUAGUGAUCAGUGUCACUGUCAUCACUGAGAGAAACCAGCUCAAAACAAACAAUGAUAACUUGACUAGAGAAAGAGAGCUGUUAUUUAAAAAGAACAAAUAUCUGAUAGAGGAAAAAGAUACAUUUCUAAUGAAGAAUAGAACUCUGUCGGAAGAAAUGGAGCAGUUACUUACCAAACUGAAUGAGUUACAAACCCAGAACAGAAUCCUGUCUGAAGAAAGAGACCGAUUCAAAAUCAAGAGUGAUGAACUUCAAGGUGGUCUUCGUGAACAAGAUCUUCGCUCUGAUAACUUUAAAUGGAUUUACUACAACUUCAGUUUUUAUUACUUUUCAUCUGAGUAUAAGAGCUGGAGAAAAAGCAGACGAGAUUGUAUAGACAGAGGAGCAGAUCUGGUGACCAUAAACAGCCCAGAGGAACAAGAUUUUUUAAGAAAGGUUGCUGCUACAAAUUAUUUUUGGAUUGGUCUGACAAAGACAGAGGGGGUGUGGAAAUGGGCUGAUGGCACCAAGCUGACAAAUGGGUACUGGAGGAAUAAGUACCACUACUAUUACUGCACUAAAAUGACUGCAACAUGGUGGGAUAAUUAUUCAUGUGAUUCCAAUUUAAGAUGGAUCUGUGAGAAGGGAAUUUAUAAACAAAUCACACCUCUUUACAGGCAUGCAAACAUACUGCUGGAGGUUAGGAGCAGUCUGGAGCAGAUGGAGAAACUUCAGCACAAGAUCUUUGAGGAGAUCUAG
This is a messenger RNA of Xyrauchen texanus (razorback sucker), 990 nucleotides long. Its product is annotated as C-type lectin domain family 12 member B-like. The coding region runs from base 1 to 990 and encodes 329 amino acids. The record is from RefSeq and is a predicted model, not a curated record. Lineage: Eukaryota; Metazoa; Chordata; Actinopteri; Cypriniformes; Catostomidae. The transcript is spliced from 6 exons.